GGCUAGGGCUGUGGGUAAAGCGACAUUUCCUGCCCAAGGGACCGGGAUGAGAGGAGAGUUGCUGAGUGUGCACAACUUCUGAGAACACGGGCGCACACCCUGCUCCCUCAGCGCCUCUUAGGCUGCCCCAUGGAGUUCCCCCUGGCCCAGAUAAGCCCCCAAGGGAGUCACAAAACCCCCACCCCAACCUUCACCACCUUCCAGCCUGUGGACUUGCUCAAAAACAGCUGCCAGGGCUUGGGCUUGCUUCCAGAGUUCAGACCCCAGACCCUGAAGGCUGCAGAGGCCCCGUUUGGCCCCAGAGACCUGGAUGUCCACCCUGCGGUAUCUCCCCAGGCCCUGGGGGCUGCCUCCAGUCAAGUGGACACUGGGAAGGCUGAGGAGGUACCUAGGGAAGGAGGCCAAUCCCUGCAGGCCGAGACCCGGGUUUGGUUCCAGAAGACCCAGGCCCACAGGCUCCUGCAGCACGGGGCAGCCCCUCCUUGGUUCCAUGGCUUCAUCACGCGGAGAGAGGCCGAAAGGCUGCUGGAGACCAAGCCGCAGGGAUGCUACUUGGUGCGGUUCAGCGAAAGCGCUGUGACCUUCGUGCUGACUUACAGGAGCCGGACUUGCUGCCGCCACUUCCUGCUGGCCCAGCUCGGCGACGGACGCCACGUGGUGCUGGGCGAGGACAGCGCCCACGAACGGCUGCAGGACCUGCUGCGGUACUACUCGGGGUCCCCGCUCAGCCCCUACGGGGAGACGCUCAGCCAGCCCCUCGCCCGCCAGACUCCUGAGCCAGCAGGACUUUCCCUAAGGACUGAAGAAUCAGACUCUGGAAGCAAAAGCCAAGACCCGCACCCCCAGUAUAGGCCAAUCCUCAAAAAGGAGAAGCCCAGAGCCCCCACACAGAAAGAGGGGGGCAGCGAGCCAAAGGAGCCCCCCCAGCCACCUAGGCCCAAGCCUCCUGUUCCCGCCAGACCUCAGCUACCCCUCGAAGUCUACACUAGCCCAGAUCCACGACCCUGCCCGGCCCUGCCCUCCAAGCUCUCCAACCCCAUCUACCAGGAGCCUGAGGAACCCAUAGCCUUCUAUGCGAUGGGCCGGGGCAGCCCCGGGGAAGCCCCGAGCAACAUCUACGCGGAGGUGGAGUUGGAGGUGCCGCCAGGGGCUCAGGGCCCGCGGUGCAUCUUCUGGCACUCGGUCCUCCGGAAGUGCCAGUCCAGGCCUGUCCAGGGAAGCCAGAAUCCAGGUGGCCAGCAACUGCAUUCUGAGAAAUCUCUGGCUAGACAAGGCCCUCCUGUGCCCCACCAGCCCCUGCCUCUCUGAGGACACAGCCUCCCUCACACCUUUUCUAGAACGUGCUUCAGGACCGCGGACAGGCACGGCGUCCCCUGGGGCCUCAUCAGUAGCCAGUGAGCCUGAGCUGAGGGAGGACGACCUGGAACGUCGGUCCCGGGAACUUUACACACCCCCAGGUGCCAUUCUAAGGAAAAGUGGAUGGAACCAGCUGUAGGUGAUCGAUCAACGCUGGAAAGGACCUCAGCCAUCAUCUAUUGCGAAGAUGGCAAAAAGGUGUCACCCUGAAUGCCAACUCCAAUCCAUUGGUCCUUCUGCCCAAGGCGCUGCAUUGGAAAGGAUGUUAAGGUCAUAUCUGAACUCAGCAAAAAAGAGCACCGUGGUCGAUUAGUGAUGUCUGCUAUGGGUGAGGGAGGGAAGAGGAGCAGCAUCUGUUUUGCCCUGAUCACGUCCAACACCCUCGCUGGGCAGAUAAGGAACAAAGACAACGUGGGAUAGUGACUCGGCUGAAGUCAAGGACUAGAACUCAGGCCUCCUAAUUCCCGGGUUCAGUACUGUGUUCCUGACCCCACAUCCCCUAAGUCUUCACAGGAAAUGUCAGAAGUUUCCUAAGAUAGGAAAUCUGGCUGCGUUCCUGAGUUCCACAGCACUGGGUCCUGGAUGCUGGUUCCCUUCCUCCAGAUCCCAGGUACCCCUGUUACCUUGACAGGUCUGGGACCCCCACAAAGAAGCCUGGAGGUCGGAGGAACAAAUGUGGAAUCCACUUCCUUUUAGGAACACACCCACCGACUCCCUCCCAGACUCCUCCGUGUUUGGUGCUUCUGUAAGGAUGUGGGCUAGUAGGGCCCUGCUGCCUCCCACUGCCCUGGCCUCUCCUCAUGGAGUCCGAUUUCCUUGGCCCUCUGAGCCUUUGGGCCUCGGCCCUGGUCCAAUGCUGCUGUUGCCUGAGGGUUGGUUUGGCGAGAACAGAUGUUAGAACUUGUUUGUUGAUUCUUGUCUGGCUAAUAAAUCAUCACCAACUACCUCC
This is a messenger RNA of Molossus molossus (Pallas's mastiff bat), 2305 nucleotides long. RefSeq names its product SH2 domain containing 2A (gene SH2D2A). Lineage: Eukaryota; Metazoa; Chordata; Mammalia; Chiroptera; Molossidae. The record is from RefSeq and is a predicted model, not a curated record. Bases 130 to 1308 code for a protein of 392 amino acids. The transcript has 8 exons. Gene Ontology annotation, cellular component: cytoplasm.